GACAGAAGGGCACGCUGCAAAUGUGGCCACUGGACCGGUGUGAGGAGACCUGUCUUUUAGUCGUCUUUCCCUACCGACCUCCUCCCCAACGGCUCCACCCCUUCACAAACGACACCCAAAGGGCUAAGGGCCAGGAGUGGACAGAGGCGCCCUCUGUCUCCCAGGAGGGAAGGGGCUGUCCUGUGUUUCUUUCCGUUCUUGCUUGCACCACCUCCCUGAGCCUAGCGGGAACAGCAGUAGCAGUCCCUCUAACACAGACUCCCAAGUAGCCCUCAUAAUUGGGAGGGAUGAGACCCUGUGGUCCUUCCUGAUCAGGCUGUGUCCCAGUCGCGUGGCGCUGUGUUGGGAUGGCUAGUGACAGCAGGGGCGGUCCCCUCAGCGGAGGCGGAAACUUGACACUUCAGACUUGGGAGUGGCUCUCGCCUUGCCUGGUGCUUAUAAACUUCAGCCUCAGGGCUCCAGAUCGGUUAGCUGCAUCCCACCUUCUUUCCCGGUCAAUCUGUGUGGACAUCAGCUCCUGCUUUGGUAUACUGAUGGCAGCAGAGACUCUGACUGAACUGGAGGCGGCCAUUGAGACUGUGGUCUCUACUUUCUUCACCUUUGCAGGGCGGGAAGGACGCAAAGGCAGCCUGAACAUCAAUGAAUUUAAGGAACUGGCCACUCAGCAACUGCCUCAUUUGCUCAAGGACGUGGGCUCUCUAGAUGAAAAGAUGAAGACCUUGGAUGUGAAUCAGGACUCAGAGCUGAGGUUCAGUGAAUACUGGAGACUGAUUGGAGAGCUGGCAAAGGAAGUCAGGAAGGAGAAGGCCCUGGGGAUCCGGAAGAAGUAAAGCUUGCUGUCCAGCAGGACCUGUUGGGCAGAGCCAGGCAGCACUCCACCCCUGCCCCCAAAUAAAGCUUUCUUCUUGAAACACA
Messenger RNA from Mus musculus (house mouse), 915 nucleotides. It is a transcript of the gene S100a13, whose product is annotated as S100 calcium binding protein A13. The coding region runs from base 534 to 830 and encodes 98 amino acids. Lineage: Eukaryota; Metazoa; Chordata; Mammalia; Rodentia; Muridae. The transcript is spliced from 4 exons. Gene Ontology annotation, cellular component: cytoplasm; extracellular region. The record is from RefSeq and is marked validated.